UAAAAAGGUGAGGACAUUACAGUGCUUCCCAAACCUGUCCUAGACUCCUCCCUGCCCUGCACCUUUUGUAUGUCUCCCUUAUCUAACAUGCCUGAUUACACUCAUCAGCUUGUUACUAGAAGAUCGCAAGAACUAAAUUGAGACUGGAGCAGAAGCUGAAGAGGAGGUUGACGACAUGAAUGAUCAAGAACCAUCCAGAAUAAAACAUGAAGAUACAACAGUCUGGAUGGAAGUAAAACAGCAAAGACAUGAGGGGAAUGAAGUGGAGGAGGAACGCUGUAAAGUCAAAACUUCAAGACAAAAAGACAAACCGCUUCACACCUGCUCUCAGUGUGGAAAGAGUUUCAAACGUAAAGGAAACGUUAAGACGCACAUGAGGAUCCACACUGGAGAGAAACCACACACAUGCCCUCAGUGUGGAAAGAGUUUCAUACACAAAGGAAGCCUUAAUAGGCACAUAAUAAUCCACACUGGAGAGAAACAAUACACCUGCUCUCAGUGUGGAAAGAGUUUCAAACGCAAAGAAAACCUUAAGAAUCACAUGAGAAUCCACACUGGAGAGAAACCAUACACAUGCCCUCAGUGUGGAAAGAGUUUUACUGCAGCACGAAGUCUCUGUUAUCAUCUGCGCAUUCACUCUGGAGAAAAGCCAUUUAACUGUGAUCAGUGUGGUAAAAAGUUUAUUUCAUUAUCAAGGCUAAAAACACACUUGAUAGUUCAUUCAGAUGAGAAGCCUCAUGUGUGUUCUUUCUGUGGAAAGAGUUAUUCACGGCUAGACAGUUAUAAACUGCACCAGAAAACACAUUAUGAAGUGAGAGACCACAUGUGUUUUGAGUGUGGGAAGAGCUUUACUAGAACUGAUCAUCUGAAACAGCACCAAAGGAUUCACACUGGAGAGAAACCUUACAAGUGCUCCUACUGUGACAAGAGUUUCAUUCAGUCUGGAAGCCUGAAAGUACAUGAGCGAGUUCACACUGGAGGGAAACCAUAUCACUGUACUCAGUGUGGAGUUUUAAACAUAAAAACUCUGUAGUGUAUCAUACGAGUUAGUUUCCAGGUGCUUUAUUGGCAUGACAAAUAUUUAUACAUUCAUAUUGUAAAAGCAAUUACAAUGAGAUUAGUGCAAAACAACAAAGACAAAACAAUGUAACUGACAAUUAGUGAAUUCACAGUCUGACAGAAACAACACAGUCGUCAUGUUUAACUGAGCUGCUGAAAAGACAAUAGUUCCCUUUUUUUUCCUCAUUCAUUAUGAUAAUGUCUGAGAUCUUCUGUAAAUUGGCAAAUUAAGCCUAUUUCAUUUUGUUUCAACAGACCGAGACAAACUACAGGAUCGACACUUGAUGUGAUAAUCACCUACUGAUGUGUGUUUUUAAUCUUUUAACCCUAAAGUUAAAGUUCAUUAUUACAAACACUAUUAAAGGCUACAUAGACCA
Carassius carassius (crucian carp) is the source of this 1436-nucleotide messenger RNA. Its product is annotated as gastrula zinc finger protein XlCGF8.2DB-like. Gene Ontology annotation, cellular component: nucleus. The transcript has 3 exons. Gene Ontology annotation, biological process: regulation of cytokine production; regulation of immune system process; negative regulation of transcription by RNA polymerase II. The record is from RefSeq and is a predicted model, not a curated record. Lineage: Eukaryota; Metazoa; Chordata; Actinopteri; Cypriniformes; Cyprinidae. Bases 176 to 1033 code for a protein of 285 amino acids. Gene Ontology annotation, molecular function: RNA polymerase II cis-regulatory region sequence-specific DNA binding; DNA-binding transcription factor activity, RNA polymerase II-specific.